AUGCCCCUUAGUGAUCAUGCGCCCCGGUUGGAGUUCCUCAAGGGCUCCGCCAGCGCUCUCAAUGCUCUCAGUCCAUCAACAGCGGCCUAUUUGAUGACCGUUCACAACGGCAUUCUCCGUGACGAAUUCAAGCCAUUAAACCAGCGGCUCCAAGAGACAUCGUGCGGUGCAUGUGGCAGUGUCAGAAGCCCGCAGUGGACCAAGAAUAUCGUCAUCCAUAAGAAAAAAGGCAAGCAGUCGAAUGCAGGCAGAGCGAGCAAGGCCAGCUCUGAUGGAGCUACAAUCUUAAAAUGUCUCCGUUGCCGGCGACGGACCAUCAAGCCAGUCCGCAAGGAUGCAGCUCGUCCUGCACUACCACCAAAAGUUACUUCUACAGCGACAUCUACACCUGACAUUCAAUCAUCUGCAAUUACAACGCCCCAGUCCGAACCGGCCACCGAAUCAGCGGAAUCGAGCCGGGUGAAUAAAGCGGCCGACAAUGCCAACAGCAAAAAGCGGGCCAAGGCUCGCAAGCAAGGUGGUCUGCAGGCCUUGAUGGCAUCCAAGCAACAAUCCCGCAGCAAUUCAUCCUCACUUGAUCUCUUUGACUUCCUUCAGUAG
This is a messenger RNA of Aspergillus luchuensis, 600 nucleotides long. Its product is annotated as ribonuclease P Rpr2/Rpp21/SNM1 subunit. Gene Ontology annotation, biological process: RNA processing. The transcript has a single exon. The record is from RefSeq and is a predicted model, not a curated record. The coding region runs from base 1 to 600 and encodes 199 amino acids. Lineage: Eukaryota; Fungi; Ascomycota; Eurotiomycetes; Eurotiales; Aspergillaceae.